This is a messenger RNA of Cyclocybe aegerita, 363 nucleotides long. Lineage: Eukaryota; Fungi; Basidiomycota; Agaricomycetes; Agaricales; Hemipholiotaceae. The record is from the annotation of a GenBank genome assembly.
AUGAACCCGUCCCCUGUUGCAUUUCAUGAUGGUGGAUACCAUCUGGUAGCUCCUGGUGAACUGUAUGGGAACCGUUACGAAGUUGUCAGCCAUAUUGGUAGGGGUCAAAAUUCCGAGGUGUGGCUCGUUGAAGACCGACAAGAGCAGCGGGAGGCUGCAUUGAAGGUUUUGACGGCCAGAGCAACCAGUGAAAUCCCUUCGGGCCCUGACGAAGUGGGUAUGCUGAAGAUUCUGCGCAACAAGAAUCCGGAUUACCCGGGUUAUGGCAACAUACGCCACUUGUUGGACGACUUCGUCCACCAUGGACCCCAAUGGAAGGCAUACCUGUCUUAUUUUAGAGCCGAUGGACCUCAGCGUCGAUAA